UAUGCACAUGAUCUACAAAAUAAAUAAACCAAUAAAACAAAUCAAUAAAUGGCACAGAUGAUUAGUCAUAAUUGGUAAGUAUUUCUGCUUAUGCAAUUCAGUCGUCAGUCCCUUUCUAUAAUCAUCCAACCGCAGCUCGUCUUCGCCUAAAGCCCCCUGCCCACCUCUCACUGCCCACCGAGACGGCCGAGCCCAGACCGCUUUUUUUUCCCUUUCCCCCUCAGACGGGGGAGUGAAGGGUUGGGACCAAAUAAUACCGAUUGGCUCGAUGGAAGAAAAGGGAAUAGACGAUGCCGCAGCCUGCCUUCAGAAACAAGUCUACUUUCGCACUUGGGAGGAUUUCUACCUUACAUAAACGCACUAAAUCGACCCCGUUUUAAGAAUCCGGAGAUUGACUGGUAAAAAUCGCAGGCAACGCUCGUAAAACAUCUAUGUCUCCUAUGUUGGUAACGGGAGUCGGGGAAGAAAGAGCGCAGCAAUCAUAAUUAUUUCUAUCAUUAGUAUAGCUGGAGAUCCGGACCGUGAAGAACGAGACGGAUGGGCUGGAAUUUAAAAGGCGCUCCGUCAACGUUCACGAGUGCAUCUGUUCAAACGAGCCCUGGCAGAAUGAGGCAGCCUUCAACGCCCUGGAUUUAAGUGCAACUUCGCCUCCUUCUUUUACCCGACUCGCCUUUCUUUUCUAAUGAAUUCUAUUAGCUGCCGAGGAGCAUGUCUUCGAGGAAGAUUUCUUCGGAAUCGUUCAGCUCCGUGGGUUCCGAUUACCCGGAGAGUCCCGACGACGGAGAGUGCCCCUUCUCUAGGGUGUUCUGGAACGGAAAGAGCCCCUCCGGGUCCCUAACGUGUCCCUUUGAAGAGGCCAUCGUAAGGAGGGUGCCCCGCAGGAGACGGGUCAACCUCGACUCACUAGGGGAGAGCCUCAGGAAACUCACCUCGCCAACGACGCCGACCCUCCAGCAAGCCCUUCAGAGAACACUACACUACUAUAAGCAGCAUGUCAUUCGAUACAAUGAAGAUGAAAAGGAACUGGAGAGAAUUUCCAGCAGAUGCCAAUACUUGGAGCGCUCAACUAAUGAGGACGUGGCAGAUGAUAUCUCAGGAAUUCUACAAUGCACCGCUACAUUACUUGGAGUGAGGUUUGAAGAGCUGCGGGAAAGAUUUGGUGAAGAGUUCUUCACCCUGUGCUUUGAAGAGAAUGAACGAGUCCUACGAGCUGUAGGUAGCACUCUGCAAGACUUUUUCAAUGGCUUUGAUGCCCUGCUAGAGCACAUAAGAACUUCGUGUGGCAAGAAGGUUUCAUCAGAGUCCCCUUCCUUUCUAUGCAAAGAACUGUCUGAGGAUAGCUCUCUGAUGCUCCAUUAUUUUCACCCUUUUCCCAUUGUUGGAUUUGCAAUGCCUGGAAUGAUCAAAGCUACUGCCAGCAGGAUUUAUAGCAUGGAGGUUCAGGUUGAGCAGGUUGUCAGUUCUGUGGGAAAAUUGGUUUUAGAUGGAUCAAACCCAGGUAACUCUAACUGCUUGUCAUUUCUCAUCAAGAUCUGCCAACUUCCAGAGCCUUCAAAGAACCCUCCUUUAAAGCUCUCUCGUUCUGCAUCUGAUCUGAAGAUUGGCUUAAGUACCUUCUACAGGGCAUUUCCGUUCCAUCUAAUGUUUGAUGCUCACAUGACACUCCUGCAACUUGGAGAAGGGCUCCGAAAACAGAUCAAAUGUGAAGUUCAUCGAUCUUUGAACUUUCAUGAUUGUUUUGAGGUUGUCUCUCCAAAAAUCCCCUGCAACUUCCAAGCAAUUCUCUUGAGGCUGUCCACCCCUUUUGUUAUAAGGACAAAGCCAGAAUCAUCUGAGCUAGGACAUCGAGAAAAAGUGAUGGAAAUCAAAGGACAGAUGAUACAUGUUCCUGAAUCCAGUUCAAUCCUUUUCUUGGGAUCCCCAUGUGUAGACAAACUGGAAGAACUGAUGGGUCGUGGUUUGCAUCUUUCAGACAUUCCCAUUCAUGAUAUGACCAGAGAUGUCAUCCUCGUUGGUGAGCAGGCUAGGGCUCAGGAUGGCUUAAAGAAACGUAUGGACAAGCUCAAGGCCACACUUGAAAAGACCCAUCAAGCUCUGGAAGAAGAGAAAAAAAAGACAGUGGAUCUCCUGUACUCAAUCUUCCCUGGAGAUGUGGCACAGCAGCUAUGGCAGGAAAAAACUGUGCAAGCUCGCAAGUUUGAUGAUGUUACUAUGCUGUUUUCAGACAUUGUGGGCUUUACUGCAGUCUGUGCUCAGUGCACUCCCAUGCAAGUGAUCAGUAUGCUGAAUGAACUUUAUACACGCUUCGAUUAUCAGUGUGGAAUUCUUGAUGUUUAUAAGAUAGAGACAAUUGGUGAUGCAUAUUGCGUGGCAGGUGGUCUACACAAGAAGAGUGACAGUCAUGCCAAACCUAUUGCCCUGAUGGCCCUGAAAAUGAUGGAACUCUCUGAGGAAGUACUGACACCAGAUGGGAAACCCAUCAAGUUGCGAAUUGGAAUCCAUUCAGGAUCUGUUUUAGCUGGAGUGGUGGGUGUGAAAAUGCCUCGAUACUGCUUGUUUGGAAACAAUGUCACUCUGGCCAGCAAGUUUGAGUCUGGAAGUCAUCCACGCUGCAUCAACAUUAGUCCAACUACAUACCAGCUAUUGAAAGGAGACAAAACCUUUAUCUUUGUUCCUCGGUCACGCCAGGAGCUUCCAGACAAUUUUCCAAAAGAAAUUCCUGGAAUCUGCUAUUUCCUAGAGGCCAGCUCUUCCCAAAAGUUGGGACUUUCAACAAGUGUGUCCAAUCCCGGUGCCACAACAACUCGGAUCAGGAAGAUCUCCUACAAUAUCGGCACCAUGUUCCUCCGAGAGACCAGUUUAUGAGGGACAGUUCAGACUGUAGAGAAACUGGGGGAACUCUGAGAAGUACAUGGCUUCAUAACAGCAGGACUGAAAUUAAGUUCACUUGAUAGUUCAUACAUUAAAGAACAGGUUUUUAAAUUAUACUCAGAGCACUGCAGGUAUUAACUAUUUAUUGUGUAAUUUGGUGCCUUGAACAGUACAUUCAGAGAUUCUUAAUUGCUUGCACAAAUAAGCCAUCCUGGACCACACUUUCAGAACAUCUGCUUUCUCCUGCAGUUGAACUGUAGCUUUCCUGCUUUCUCUUGUUAUGCUUUUUCCCAGCUUGUCUUCCUACUCUCUCCUAUCUGAACAGAUGCAAUGGGUGGCUUUUUUACCACAGCUCCAUGCCAGCUAGCUCUGCGUCUUUACAGUGGAAUAAUUUGUAUGGAUUUUCUGAUGCAGCAUCCCUUGGUAGCCUUGCUAAUGAUAAACUGGUAUGUGCUGUGACAGCAGCAUCUGACUUCUACUCCAUAAGUUGGUAGGGCCAUAACAAAGCUAAGCAAACAUGGCUGUUCCAUUGAUGCUCUGAGCUUGGUUCAUGCACCAGCCACUAUAAAUACCUAUGGCACAUCCGGAGCUAGAUGUAUCCAUCACUGUAAAGUUCAUCUAAAGUUCCAUCACCCUACACAUGAUUUUCUUUAGUAAAUUAAUAAAAAAAGUGAUCUAACCUCAUGGAAGUAUUUAGUAAAACAAGUAUAUUCACUACAGUGGUACGGAAUGUAAUUAUCAGUACUUGAGCUUUGUGAUUUUUGUAGUGGUAUCGGUUAGCAAAAAGACAUAAGAAUCUCAAGAAAACAAAAUGAGGCCAGCAACGUAAGCAAUAAGAUAUGAAAGUGUGUAGCUGACACUGUUCUGAUUCAGGCCUGAAAGGAGCUCUUUAGUGGAAGACAUGCUGAACUGUCAGGAACAAAAAAUGAACUGCAUUUAGGAAAAGGUUUUUGACUUCAAUUUAUAUUGAUGAAAUGAAUUUGCUUUCCAUUAGCCUAGUUAUUUAUAAUUCUGCUAAACUCUAAAUGGAAAGGUUUGUGCUCCCCAGCCAAUUAAUUCUACCAGACCUAUUUAAAUACCUGGUAACAACUACCUAAACCUUGCUGUGGUAGGGAAGUGUUAACUGGAGAAAAUGUUUCUUUUUUAAGGUAUGAUUUACACGGAUGUUACUUGUUGAUCAUAAAGUAUAAACAAAGAGAAAUGGAAGGUUUGUGGGGAAAAAGAUUUGAGACAUCUCUUGUUUUUACAUAUGAGUACACAUGAAACAGGACACUAUAUUCUGUACUCAGACAAUACCAGCAAAUUAAUCUGUUCAUAGACUACAGAGGUAAAAUGUCACCCUCGUAAGGUGAUUUAAGCAGUUUCACCUUUUCUCUACCAGCUGUGCAUGUGCUCCAACUUCUUCUCCUCCAGUAAAUACAGCAACAUUCUUAAUAGGAACAGCAGGAGCGAUACAAAUCCCUUGUGGGGAAAGCAGCAUAUAAGUACUCUCUGUGGGGUGCUUUCCUAUUUCCAGUGCAGCAGACAAACUAAAACAGGCCUUCUAAAUAAGUGAGGAACAACAGUCAAAUGAAAAUGAUUUUCUCAUGGGUGUACACUUUUGAAUGAAUUAUGCAAGACUACCUCUCUAUGCAGCUUUGGGCAGCAAUCCCAAAAAAUAAUUAUUCAUAGGAUGAAUUUGGAAGGUACCAGCGAUCAAAUUUUAAAAAUUACACUAUUGUCAAGAGAGCAGUCUGACCUUCUACUUUUAUACCCUGGAAAAACAGAAUUUACUAGAAGGCCUAAAUGAUUGAAUGAUGUUGUGGAACAAAUAUAGUAUACUUACUUCACUACAGUUUCCAUCCACCUUUCGUUUUACGGGCUAUAGAGGCAACGCAGUUAGUUGGACCAACAGUGAGACUUUAUUACAGCCUCCAGGUACUUGUAGGAAAGCACUUUGCAUAUUGUCAGGUGGCACAGUGGUAGUGCUGCUGCUUUGCAGUAAGGAGACUGUGGAAGAUUGUGGGUUCGCUUCCCGGUUCCUCCCUGUGUGGAUAGCGCUUUGAGUACUGAGAAAAGCGCUAUAUAAAUGUAAUGAAUUAUUAUUAUUUAUUAUUGUUUAACUCCUCACUCUAUCAUGAAGAGUGAGACCGGCUGCCCUAUAACGAAACCUAAUUCAAGCCGCUUAUAGUAUGGGCCUUGAACGCUCAGACAGGGAAUAACAGAGAUACCUGGAGAGUGGUGAUUUGGCUAAACAACCUGCAUAAUAUAAAUCUGAGCAGUGAAUAGUGAUUAGGUAUUUGUGCUAGUCGUGAAUUGUCCAGGUAGAAACGCACAUUUGCUCAUAAUUGUCACCAGUGUCAAAGUACCAUGGUCCAAAGAUCAUCCAUACACUCUGUAGUCAUGGCAAAUGAUUUGAGGCCAAAUGUUCUGAAUUCUUAGUUAUGGUGAGGUGCUGAGCUGUCAGCUCAUAGGUUAAACAGACUGUGCUUCUGCUGGGCAAACCUGGAAGACUCAAAUAGUUACUGAGGGUGAAACGUGAGUAACUAAUAGAUUUCUCUGAUCAGAUUUAACUUUUAUCUCUAAAACAAGUUUUCUUGAAUAUCAGGAAAACUUCAGAAUCAUGGAGGUGACUGCACAGAGCUGUAACCUAAAGUUGGUUGGUACCUGCCAUGGUGGCAGCUCUAGGGCCCAGUGAGGCCAUUUAUGGCAAAUUAAGCUAACAACUUAAAACAAAAAAAAAAAAAUAGAAUUGCCGGGAAUGGCAGUUUUUCAGGAUAGCCUACAGAUUCAAUUAAGAAAGUUGGCCUCCAUGGUAGUGAGUGAGGUGUUAGAUAGGUGGCAGUUUCUGUAUAUAGCCUCCUCAGUGACGCAUUGUCUGUAGUUGGACCCAUUUCUAUGGCUUAGGCCACUGCGUGGGUAGUAAGACGGCUGCGAACAUGUUUAGGAUUUGACCUGGUUUCAUUUUACGUGUCAAUUUAAUUUUGCUUGGAAGUUAGAAACAGUAAGGUGGUACCUGUAUUUAAAAUGAGAGACAAGAGACUGUGUUCCAAUUACUGAGGGAACACAUUUCCCAGCACACAUGGGAAGACCUGUGUCAAGGAAACUGAUAGAUAAACCUGGAAGAACAACAAAGGUUUCCAACAAAAGUUUCAUUCUGGCUAUGGAACAAUGGACCAACUCUGUGUUAUGUAGAGUUUGCCAAACCAUGCUACCUGUGGUUUGCAGAUCUGGAGAAGACGUCUUCUUGAAUUUCCCAUGGUGUCUUUUGAAAGGGGAGUUUAUGCUGCAAGGCUUGUGUUUGUCUAUUUGGUGUUGUCAAGUCCGUUUAAAGUUGGUGUAGAAAUCUGCAAAGUUUGCUGCUUGUUUUGUGGAAGAUAUCAGGGUGCAACCAAGGAUUGGUAGGUGGCUAGUUUGAGGGCCUGAGGCUUGCAUUUAUACUAAUACAUGGAUGAUGCUUUCAUUGUUACCCUCAUCAAACUCUGAUCUUUGGCAAGCACUAGUGUAGUUUAUAGCUAAGUGUUAUAAUAUAAUAUAAUAAAACUAGAAAAAGGGCCUGGUCACUGCGUUGAGUUAAAAUAUUUACCUUAUGUUAGCAAUUGUUUUCAGUGGGUGCUCCUGUCUCCUUCCUUCCUAAGACAUUUACUGAAUGUUCAGUUAACUUAUUAUUCUAAAUUAGUCAGUUGUGGCUGCUUAAAUGUGAGUGGGCCUUGUAAUAGACUGGCAUCCCAUCCAGGAUUGAUAUCUGGCCAGUGUUACCAACAAAGACUCCAACUCCUCAAAAACCUGUCAUGAAAAAUGCAGGUUCAAAAGCAAAAAUAUUUUAUUAUAAUAAUUAUAUAAUAUUAUAUGGGCUGAGGUGAUGAUGUGAUAACAUAUAAGAACCUGCUUAUUCUAUUGGUGAGCCUCAAGAAAGCUGAAGCCUAAUCUGAUUGAAUAAAGGGUAAGGACGGAGUGCCAGUCCAUUGCAGAGCACAUUCUUAAAACAUAGGUUCUUGCACACAACACAGAGCUGACAGAGGUUUGACGUGAAUCCAGUCCUCUAGCUGUGAGUCACCAUCUAUUAUAUUUUCUGUUCAUCCAUCUUCUAUCCAGUUCAGAGUAGGGGGAACAGGUGCUUUCCCUAAAAAGAGUGAGUGCAAGGAACAAUAUGACCCUGGAUUGGGACAUUGCUUCCAGAAUUGCAACAUUUGUGGAAACAAGUAUGUCAGAAAACAUCUCACAGAAAUCAGAGAAACACUUUCUUAAAGUUUACUUUUUUUAUUGGAAUCAUAUUUCUUCACAGAAUUUUUGACUAUUAGUUUUAUAAAAUGAUUAUUGAAAGAAACUAACCUCAAGUGUUUGCAGCUACCAUGGUCACAGAGAUGUUUUAUAGCAGAAGAGGACACCUACUUUAAAGCUCAGCCACAUAAGGUGAAAGGCUGAAGACCGCAGGCGUUUAAAACGUGUUAGUCUUCCCUGUGAACUGGUAUGUGAAAGAAUUUGGUAGUUUUCCUUAUUCACAGAAAGAAAAAACAUUUAGGUGUGCAGUUUAAAAAAAUUGAAAAGUGUCCGGAAAUUCCUAGGAAAAAAAUUAAAUCAAAAGUAGGAGUGAGUAUUGGUGUUUCUUCGUGUAACAGUGUAGCUUCGAGUGUUUCAACCCCUUAAGUAUACCCUUGCAUUAUAUUUGUGCAUAUGUGUUUUUUCUGUCUCUACACAUGGUAAAUAAAUAUACUGUUUACACAGUAUUCUUUAGAAGAUAGUAUGUGAUUUGAUGUAAUAUGAUUUAAUGUAACAAGUUAUUCAAAUAUUAUAUCGUAAAUCCUCCCUUUUAACCACAACCAGCACUAAAUAGAGACAUUGUUUCCAGUUUUAAAAUGUUCAGAAAGUGAUACAUUGAGGACACCAGACAGCGUAACAGCACUGUCAAAUUACACUAGAAGGUUGGCUGUCUGGAGAAUUAGACAAACUUUGGCUUAACUGACUUCUUUUCUUGUACUGAAAUAUAUUUCCUCUUAUUUGUAUGUUCAAAAUUAUGCAUUUGGCAAUGCUGAAACCCCUUGUCACCUUGAGGGUAGGAACCAAAGAGGAAUUUUGUGAGACCUAUUAUACAGAUUUAUGUAUACCAAUGUACAGUACAUACUAUGGUCGUGAGUUAGUGAUUCUCCUAUAUGUGAGUACACACACACACACGUACAGAGUAGAGCAAUGGUUUAUAUUAUGACUGAGCUAAAUUCUUAAGUGUUCCUUAUGUUUACAGUUGUGUCACUGCAUGCCAGUAAAAUCAUAAAC
This is a messenger RNA of Erpetoichthys calabaricus (reedfish), 8121 nucleotides long. RefSeq names its product guanylate cyclase 1, soluble, alpha 2 (gene gucy1a2). NCBI's taxonomy places the organism in Eukaryota, Metazoa, Chordata, Cladistia, Polypteriformes, Polypteridae. The record is from RefSeq and is a predicted model, not a curated record. The coding region runs from base 709 to 2865 and encodes 718 amino acids. Gene Ontology annotation, cellular component: guanylate cyclase complex, soluble. Gene Ontology annotation, biological process: response to oxygen levels; cGMP biosynthetic process. Gene Ontology annotation, molecular function: heme binding; guanylate cyclase activity. The transcript has 8 exons.